AUGAUGCGAAUCAAAGAAGCGAUCCAGCGAAAGAAGCUCAUCCAUGAGAUGAACGAGGAGUUUCGCGAGUUUGACUAUGACUUGUCGGCACAUUUGACCCAACCCCAACCAACAAGAUGCCCAUCCCCAAUGGUCAAAGGUGUCAUGCAGACGUACACUGAAGAGUAUGAAGCACGCGAAUGCAGACUUCAAAGUUUUGUUUUAUACCUUUCGGGAAGAUUGACCGAUUUGCAAAAGCGAGCCUUGAAAAUCACGUGGAAACGACUUUCGGAAGUGCCGAAGACAUCUGGUAGAGGGACACUUCACAUAAUGGAAAAGGUGCUUACAAAAUUAUGCGAAAAAUCGCCUGGCGUCACCGCGAUUUUCUACAAAUCGGCGUUUUUGUCGUGCAUUGAGGAUAGAAAAGACCACGCUCAUAUUUUAAUCACGUUAAUCGAUGACAUAUUGCAUAUAAUGUUCGAAGGACCAUUGGAAGACGCGAAAUAUGAUCCCGAUAGUAUUGGUGAGGCCCAUUGUCGUCUAGGCCCACUUGGAUUUGAUCGCUCAAUUUGGCAUGUAUUUGGAGAGUGUUUUGCUGAGGUGAUGUUCAAUCAAGAGUGCAUACGUGCCUAUCCUCACGCUCCAUCGGCGUGGUCUCUUCUCGCCGUGGCACUCACUGAUCGUAUAUUAUCAGCCAACAAAAUGUCAAUACCGAAGAGUGCCUCACGGAUUGACCUGUCUGCUCAGGCUCCGAAUGCAUCGUCGCGAUGCCCAUCAUUGGCGGCGGCGAAUUUCAAUUUCACGCCACAUAAAAGAUCGCUGCCGUCGGUUGCACAAGUCUCAUUGGAUUUCUCCGAGAUGAACUAUAGAAAACAUGACAGCGAAGAUGAGAUAUUUGUGACGGCGCGCACAAGUUUCGAUCCGAUGUCGCAGUCGAUGUCGAUUCCGACAACGCCGCACAGAAAACUGCCGUCGACAAUGCGAAGAAGCUUGUAUUCAGAAUCGAAUUGGUAUGAUUCAUCAUUGUUCUGGAAGAUUGAGCAAUGA
Molecule: messenger RNA, 1026 nt
Organism: Caenorhabditis bovis
Lineage: Eukaryota; Metazoa; Nematoda; Chromadorea; Rhabditida; Rhabditidae
Source: the annotation of a GenBank genome assembly